Messenger RNA from Lynx canadensis (Canada lynx), 742 nucleotides. RefSeq names its product synuclein alpha (gene SNCA). Gene Ontology annotation, biological process: regulation of dopamine secretion. The transcript has 3 exons. Bases 1 to 255 code for a protein of 84 amino acids. The record is from RefSeq and is a predicted model, not a curated record. Gene Ontology annotation, cellular component: cytoplasm. NCBI's taxonomy places the organism in Eukaryota, Metazoa, Chordata, Mammalia, Carnivora, Felidae.
AUGCUGGCACAAAAUAAAUCAAAGCCCAUGGGAAACUGCAUCCAGCACUGGCUGGAAUCUGAGGAGUUGGCAAAGGACUGUGCGAGUGGCACUUUUGAUGUUCCUUUUGAUCUGAUCUGUAGUUCUUCCUGUGUAGAGAAUGAAGAAGGAGGCCCACAGGAAGGAAUUCUGGAAGAUAUGCCUGUUGAUCCUGACAAUGAGGCAUACGAAAUGCCUUCUGAGGAAGGGUAUCAAGACUAUGAACCCGAAGCAUAAGAAAUACUUUUACUCGCAGUUUCUUGAGAUCUACUGAGAGAUGUUCCAUCCUGUACAAGUACUCAGUUCCAACGUGCCCAGUCAUGAUAUUUUUCUCAAAGUUUUUACAGUGUAUUUUAAACUCUUCCAUCAGCAGUGAUUGAAAUUAUCUGUACCUGCCCUUACUCAGCAUUUCAGUGCUUCCCUCUCACUGAAGUGAAUAUAUGGUAGCAGGGUCUUUGUGUGCUGUGUGGAUAUUGUGGCUUCAAAUCUAAAAGUUAAAUUAAAACACCUAAGUGACUACCACUUAUUUCUAAAUCUUCACUAUUUUUUUGUUGCUGUUCUUGAGAAGUUGUGAUUUAUUGUCAUAUAUUAUAAGAUUUCUAGGUGUCUUUUAAUGAUUCUGUCUAAAAAUAAUGAUGUAUUGUGAAAUUUGUUAAUAUAUACAAUACUUAAAAAUAUGUGAGCAUGAAACUAUGCACCUAUAAAUAUUAACUAUAAAAUUUUA